AUGGAUGGUUGUUACUCUACAAACCAAGAACACAAAGAGUCCUCUUUUUCAACCCCCUUCACACGUGAAAUGAUCAAACUCCCAAGAUUCGAAAUGACAUACCAAAUUGUCGCCUUUUCCACAUCCCCAAAAUCUCCAAACUGCAUAGUCUUCACAGUCAAACAUGUCAGCCCAACCGUGGUGGCCAUCAGCACAUGCCACCCUGGCGCCACCGUGUGGACCACGGUCAACUACCACAACCGGUUGCCAUUUGUCAGCAGUAUUUGGAACAAACUUGUGUUCUGUAACGGGGUGUUCUAUUGUUUGAGUUUAACAGGGUGGCUUGGGGUGUAUGACCCGCAUGAGUUGACAUGGACUAUCCGUAUUGUCCCUCCGCCCCGGUGUCCGGAUAAUUUCUUUGUGAAAAAUUGGUGGAAAGGGAAGUUUAUGGCAGAGCAUAAAGGUGACAUCUUUGUUAUCUACACUUGUUAUAGUGAAAACCCGAUUAUUUAUAAGUUGGAUCAGGGUAAUAAAGAAUGGAUUGAAAUGAAAAGUCUUGAAGAUUUUAUGGGAAACGAUGUAUAUCGUAUUCUUUGGAUCAUUGUCGAUAUUACCCCCGUAAGCAGUGUCAUGAUUGGGGCGAACAAGAUCCGUUUGAGAGCAUAUGGGUCGAACCACCCGAAGAUGUCUCAAAAUUCAGCUGGGAAGAUUAGUCAAUCAGUGUGA
Molecule: messenger RNA, 705 nt
Organism: Lactuca saligna
Lineage: Eukaryota; Viridiplantae; Streptophyta; Magnoliopsida; Asterales; Asteraceae
Source: the annotation of a GenBank genome assembly